Molecule: messenger RNA, 5421 nt
Organism: Seriola aureovittata
Lineage: Eukaryota; Metazoa; Chordata; Actinopteri; Carangiformes; Carangidae
Gene: mntb
Product: MAX network transcriptional repressor b
Exons: 6
Coding region: 290-2119 (609 amino acids)
Biological process (GO): regulation of transcription by RNA polymerase II
Molecular function (GO): DNA-binding transcription factor activity, RNA polymerase II-specific; protein dimerization activity; RNA polymerase II cis-regulatory region sequence-specific DNA binding
Source: RefSeq, a predicted model, not a curated record
AGGGGCGGGUCUUAACGAGAACACGACUCGCCUUGUUGUGUGUAUUCCAGUGCUCGCAUCGCCAUCUUGUUGCAAUCCUAUUUUUUACGUAUGCGAGGAUCUACUUUCCGUUCGGCCGGAUUAGAAAUUGUCCUUCUGCUUUCAGGAGAAACACAGGGGACGACAAGCUCGGGCCUGCGGGUGUGAACCGUGCACACGGCGCUUCCUAGCGGGACACUACCAACCCCUCGGUCUUUUUCCUCUUUCCGUCCCGGGCCACCGGGUUGCCUGUCGUGAGGGUUUACGCGCAAUGAGCAUCGAUACACUUUUGGAGGCGGCCAGAUACCUGGAAUGGCAAGCCCAGCAACAACAGAUCACACGUGAGGAAGAGCAGUGCAAAGAGAAGGAGUUCAUCAACAGGGAGGCGGAGUCAAGGCGCGUGGAACUUGUGACCUCGCCACCUCAGCCAGUCAGAGCCAACCACAUCACUUGGGGCGAUGACACUCACCAUCAACAGCCGCAUCACCCUCCUGCCCCUCCGCCCCCCUCUCUUCCACCUCCUCAAGUCCCCAUCGCUGUCAUCCCAAUGGUUCCAGUUGUCACUGCAACACCCUCUGUCCCGCCCCUUCCACUUCCAACACCGAUUGCUGCGGCCGCGACGUCGCUCAACAGCUCCCCGCCAGCCAAGAACGCUUCCUCCCCUCCACAACAACAGCAGCAGCAGCAGCCGGCCUCUCGUCACCUGUUGUGCGCCCCCCAGAUGAAAGUAGAGACUAGUCAGCAGCUGAUUGGUGCAAAGCCCAGCCAAUCACAGCCUCAGGUUCAGAUUCAGUACCCAACCUCCAUCAGCACUAAUGGUUCUGGCUCUCAACAUGCACUGGUUCCCCACCAAGCUCCACCCACAUCUCAGCCGCGGCCAAAUGGAGUGACGAUGGAGGACAUGAGGGGGAUGGAGGGGAAGAGGAGACCAGGAGGAGCGGGGACCAGAGAGGUGCACAAUAAACUGGAGAAGAACAGGCGAGCACACCUCAAAGAGUGUUUUGAGACACUGAAGAAGAACGUUCCAAAUGUUGAUGAGAAGAAAACCUCCAACCUCAGCGUUCUCCGCAGUGCUUUGCGUUACAUACAGACUCUGAAGCGAAAGGAGAAGGAGUAUGAGCACGAGAUGGAGCGUUUGGCCAGAGAGAAGAUCGCCACACAGCAGCGGCUGGCCGAGCUGAAGAACGAGCUCAGUCAGUGCAUGGACGUCAUGGAGAUUGACAGAGUCCUCCGGCAGACCAUCCAGCCAGAGGAUGACCAGGCCUCCACAUCCACUGCCUCAGAAGGAGAAGACAACUUUGAACAGGACAUGGACGAGGAUGUCCCCGCUCCUCCUGCUCCCACAUCCCUCCCCAAACCAACACCUCCAAUCUUACAAGCCCAGCCAAUCCUCACCCCUCACCUGUCUAUCCAGCACACCACCCUGCCUCUCUCUGGAGUCCUGACCACGCCCUCCCCCUCUGGUCCCCCUCCUCCUCAAGCCAUUGCCCCCGCUCCGGCCCCAGGUCCGCCCCCUCCACCGGCAGCGCAUCCCAUUCAGCCCCAAGCUGUGCAGGUCCAGCCCACCGUCAUCGCUCACGCCGCCGUAUCCCACCCGUCAGUCAUCCAAGCUGUCAAUCAUGCCCUGCCAGCCAAUCACAAACACCUAACACACAUUGCCCCAUCGCCUGGCCCCACUUCAUCUACCCCUCAGCCAAUCACAGCGGCUCCAGCUGGCACCGCCACUCACCAGCCGUUAGCUGCCCAGCCCAUCGGACACAUCACCGUCCACCCAGUGGCUCACCUGGGAGCUCCCUUGCCAUCCCACCUCCCGACUCUUUACCCCCAGGGUGUGUCUGUCUCGCAGCCCACCAUGGUGGGCCACAUCACUCACACCUUCACCCAUCACACCCUGCCGCACGUCCAGGCUAACCCUCAAGCUAACACUAAUGGAGCCCAGGUGAACAGCGCAGCUGUGGUGAACCAGGGGAGCCCAUCGCUAGGGAAACCCACAGCAGUGUUGGCCCCCCAUCCCCAGCUGGUUGGACAGGCUGCCGUCCUCAACCCUGUCACCAUGGUUACAGUCCCAACCUUUCCUGUCAGCACACUCAAACUGGCCUGAAAGAGUAAAAGAAAAAAGAUGGGACAAACUGAAGGAGCGAAAGAUUCAGAACUUCUGGAUGAGUUUUCACACUCCUAUCAAUAAUCAAUAGCAGAGAAUCUCUGACAGACACGUGAAAAUUUACAAAAAAAACAUCAACUGUUUUAUGGACAACGUGUGACAAAUAUCUGCGGAGAUAUUUUGGUCACAGCUCUGUUAGUUUGUGAACAAGAACAUUUAAACAGAGUCAGUGGGUCCGGCCGUUGUUUGUGAAAAUAAGACUGUGACAUUCGUCUCCGCUGCAAAGACAGGAACUCUGUUUUACUUUCCUUCCUUGCCUUCUUCUCUCCUUCCUUCCCUUCUCUCCUUCCUUUACAACCAGAAGCACUAACAUAAUAAGCUCAGUUCACACUCAGGCAUCAAGGAUUUACCUUAACUAUUCAUUCACCCACUGAGGGAAAACGCAUGAGAGAGAGAGAGAGUCGUUUGUCGUUAGGCUGUUGUCAUGGUGAUACAGUAUGUGCCCGUUUUGUAUUCACGUUCGCAAUGUCAUGUGGGACAUUGUGGAAUAAUGUCACUGAUGUGUUUGAGAGCAGGAGGAAGCAGCUCAGCGGUCUCACUAAUGCUAAUAAACUACACACAGGGUUUUGAUAAGUGUGAAGCAGACCACUUUACAUAGUCGGCUAAAGAGAGCUAAAGCAUUGACAUUUAAUGACGUAGUUCCUGAUUUUUUUGUUUUCAUGAACACUGUGUGUCCACUACAGAAGUUCCUCAUUUAAAUUGCUUCAGUUUUUUUGUUUUUUGUUUUUCCCCCCUAUCCCUGUGCUAUCAGUAUAAAACUUGCUUCGGGAGGUGACAGUGGUCUUCUACAUCUUCCUCUGCAUGAAGGUUCCUCAACUUUUUACUUGGCACCAAACAAGCCUCACAAAUAAUUUAAGAAUUGAAAAUGCAAAAAGGGGAAAAAAGACAACCUCAUCGUCUUUGUAUGUGAUUUUAUAAGUUAUUUAUCCGCUGCCACUUGGCUUUCUUUUUGGAGGGUGACUCCCAAAACUGUGGAGUGUCUCCAAUGGAGCAACUCCAGAAAUGAGGGGCAGGGUUAGAGGGGAAAUAUUAGGGCAAGGAUUGCUUGUUUUUUUGUUUGUUUUUUUUAGCAUAUAGUAGCAUCUGUUAUUGCUCACCUUGUGGAGAAGUCAUAUCAAGAUACAACGUGACAUUUGCCUGUUGCACAGGCAUUUCAUUGUAGGAAACCACCAAGUUAAAGUGGAAAACCAAGGGAUUUCCAGUAUUUUCAGUUCAUGCAGCCAGUUAAAUGUAUAAGGAUUGUGCACUCCAGUUUUGAUGUGAUUACCUCUCCUACAGUGAAACGCUUGGUCAGAAACAAAUGUCAGGUUAUAUUCUAAAGGAUUUUGAAAUAUAUAGUGGUAAUGUUAAAGGCUCUUGCACAUAUCUGUUGCGGUCAGAUUGAUUUGAUUUGUCAUUCCAAAACUCCCAGCAGUGUUAGCGUGUUCUCUACAUUAGCUUGAAAAGAUUGUUCAUCAGCCAAGAUGUUUUCAAACCAACCGGUGACUGCUCUCAAAACAUUCAGUGACAGGUUUCCUCAUGUCACUAUCAUGGGUGAUGUUCCUUUAACACACUGUAGGGCGAUACAGGGUUUCAUCUUCCUCACGCUGAUGCAACAGCUCCCUCUGCUGCCUCAUCCCGGACUUGAUACUCGUGUUACUCACACACAGCUCUUGGGGCACAACACAAACUUCCUGCACAGGCUUUUCCAAAUCUGGAAAAAAAAAAACAAUCAGAGGCUCGUUGAGUGUAAAAGUUGAAAACAGUCGUCUGACGGAAAGAAAAAAAUCUUUAGUCACAUGAUAAACUCUAACUGCAGAGAAGACUCACCCUGAAAAACUACUAAGAUAACCAUGAGUUUCUUUUUUGUUCUUUUUUAAACUAGGGGAAAUAUAUUUUUCUCACUUAAAGGUAUUUUAAAGUUUGGAUGUAGCACAAAAAUGUUUAAAAAAAAAAAAAAGACUGGAAAAUAUUGUUCAAGAAUAAAUUGGCAGCAAUGUGACCUUUUCAACAGUGACGUUUUCCAACAAUAUCGAACAGCAAGAUGAAUCCUUUGCUCUCGUCCAGCAAAUCAGUUUCAAAAAUGUUUUAAUUUCAAAAUGGAAAAUGUGUUGUGUCGCCUGCUUUCCUUUUGUGUGUGUCUUUUGUGUGUCUGUGUUCAUGUGCAUACUCAAACAGUUCAUGGCCUCACAGCCUUCUUGCCAGCCUAUACAUGUCACCAUGAAAUCUCUCAUCAGUACAUGUGUAUGUAGUCAGUGUUGCGUGGAUCUGCUCCUUGCCUCUUCUGCUGUUUCUGUAUGUUAUGUCUGUAUAUGUGACUGUAUCCAAUAUGUUUUAUAUUCUGUACUAUAGUUAAUCCUACUGUACCUGUAGCAUGGCUCUGUUUUUUGGUUAUAUUGCCCUGUGCAUGAUGGAGUGUGUGUGUGUGUGUGUGUGUGUGUGUGUGUGUGUGUGUGUGUGUGUGUGUGUGUGUGUGUGCGUGCGUGUGUGCGUGCGUGCGUGCAUGCGUAGCAAGCAAGCUAUUUUUUUACACAGAGGUGAUUUAUGGUAUGAGCCUGUUUGGGUGCUAUCGUGUGUGCCUAUACUCAGUUUUCCUGAACACUGUGACAACUCUGGCAAAACACGUACACACUGAGCGAAUGGAAGAGACAAAGAUUUACUGUCAUCUUUUUUUUUCUUUCUUUCUUUCUUCUUUUUUUUUAUGUUUUUAAGUUUUCCAUUUUGUGAGUCGGACUGAGACAUUGAGUGGAAAAAGUAAAAAACAAAAAAAGUUGUUGCUCUUUUCUUCAUAACAUAAUAAUGUCUAAUAUUCAAAUUUGAGUUUUGUAAUAUUUGUAUGUAUGUAUGAAAGUUUUGUAAAUUUGUGAUUGUAUGCACGUUUUGGCAUAUGAGUGUACGUAUCUUACAAUUUUAAAUGCUUGUUUCCUUUCGGUUUUGUUUUGCAUGUAGAUUGCCGUUUAGUUUCUUUUUGUUUAAAGGUUUUGUUUUUAUGUUUAUUUCUGGGACCAUGUACAAUACUGUAUAACGUGGGCAGGAUCUUGGACCUCAUGCUACAUUGAUAUUAUAUAUGAAUAUAAAAACAUGUUUUCCCUAUGGAGAAAGUUUUAAGUUAUAUAUCGCCUGUACACUUUGGGCUGCCUUUUAGAUCUAACUGUCCACUGUUUAAGAUAACAAUGAUGAUAAUGGAUAAAACAUAUUAAUGAUGAAGAAUUAUGCUGAUGAAAUAAUAAAUAUUCUUAAUAAAUCUUAUUACAUUUACAACA